AUGGGUUUAUCAUAUAUAAAAGAUUGUAAAAAUCCUAAUGAUAAUUAUAUUGGUGAAUAUGAAUGUCGAAAAUUGGUUAUUAGUUAUCGUUCAAUUGAAACAUAUUUACGUCGUGAUUGUGUACCAAAAGGUUUAUGUUCAUGGAAAGAUAAAACUCAAUCAAUGAUGAAUACACCCGUACACAAUUGUGUUUAUACAGAUGAUGCUGAACAAAAACUUGAAUGUAUUUAUUGUUGUGAUACACCAUUAUGUAAUCGAACUAUAUCAUAUUAUAAGAUAAAAUCAAUUUAUAUUUUGGUUAUUAUUUAUGCAUUAUUAGAAAAUAUUUCAUUCAUGGAUAAAUGA
Molecule: messenger RNA, 345 nt
Organism: Adineta steineri
Lineage: Eukaryota; Metazoa; Rotifera; Eurotatoria; Adinetida; Adinetidae
Source: the annotation of a GenBank genome assembly